AUGAGUGGGUUGUACGCGAAGAGCUUCAUCUUCGGAUCCUAUGAACGUGAGGUGGCGUGCUCUGAGAAUCAAGACGAAGACGACGACGAUGACGUUGACAACGACGAACAACUCGCGGUCAAGACCAAGAGUUUCUCUCGCACGACCAUCUUGGGGCACAACGAACAGUGGUGCUACUUCGACUACUUCCAACGCACGAAAGAGCACGGAGGCUUCACGAUCUCCAAGCGUGCGUUACCUCCUUCAGAGGGUACUCCAGGACGCAUCGCUGGAGACCAUUCCCGUGUGGAUCAACUGCACGGAUUGAACGCUUCGUACCUCGUCGACAAGAUCCCCAACCAGAAAGAACUACGUGUAGUAUUCCACGCAUCCCAGCUUCGUCGAUUACUGGCCAUGGCCCAUGGUGUCACCAAACUCCCCACUGUGGUGCGUCGUCGUCGCUUCGGUGCUCAAGUCCCAGUCGAUGUAAACACUGUGCAUCGCUGCUACUUGUGUGGGUAUCUCGUCUGUGUGGACUGCUGGAACUCGGAGACCAUGGAGUGUUCAGCUGGACGAGUAGCUGCCAUUGUCGUAUGCACGAGAUGCCGUGCGAAUGUUCAAGCUUGCGAAUACUCCGAGGUGUUCGCUGGCACGUCCGCACAGCGAGAGAAACACCGUGGCCCACCUCGUGUUGUCGAGGACUCGUCUAACGCUCCGACUGUGUCAUUACUAGUCGAUUUCCUGUCUGCUUCGCUCCUGAACUCUGACGCUGGCAGCUCCGAGCAUGCGGCCGUGAUGACUGUGAUUCGGACUCUUCUCCGACAGGAUUCGGAAGAUUCCGAAGACGAUUCCGACGACGACUGUAGCGACGAAGACAGAAGCGAGUUUGACCGCAAUGAACCCCGUUUCAAGAUACUUGGCGAGACCGACGCCUGCAAGCUUGGGAACGCUGCGGAGAGGAAUUACGUUUUGGAUCUGCCGGUCGACCCCAAAGCCGCUAGUGACGACAAACCGGAUAUUCAAGACCUGGAGCUGCUGUGUAGUUUGGCUGUCAAGACGAUGGGCUGCUCGUAUUCCUUCGUGACGGUCAUGGGUGAAACGGAUGAGCACGUGUUGGCUAGUACACAUCCCGAUUUCGCUGGUGCCGUUGUGCCACGUGAACAGACGACGUGUCAGCACUUGUUGAUGUCGCCACACCCAUUUAUGGUAGCGCACCAUGAAGCCGAUGUACGCUUCCAGAACCAUGGACCGACCUCGUCAAUCCCUAUUCGGUUCUACGUUGGCUUCCCUGUUAAGGUUCCGCUCGUUGGAGGCAAACCUGGCGAUCCGGAGAUGAUCGCGGCGACGCUGUGCUGCGUCGACACGAAGCCCCGAGUUGAGAUCACUCGCACUCAAUACGCGACGAUGACGCGACUUGCAAACACUACCAGAACUUUUCUACUACAGAAAAGUCAGCAACUUCAGCUGGGGGAAGAUCGAACUAAAUAA
Messenger RNA from Phytophthora infestans T30-4, 1467 nucleotides. RefSeq lists its product as uncharacterized. NCBI's taxonomy places the organism in Eukaryota, Oomycota, Peronosporomycetes, Peronosporales, Peronosporaceae. The record is from RefSeq and is a predicted model, not a curated record. The transcript has 5 exons. Bases 1 to 1467 code for a protein of 488 amino acids.